Messenger RNA from Anguilla anguilla (European eel), 5698 nucleotides. Its product is annotated as zinc finger and BTB domain-containing protein 38-like. The coding region runs from base 1339 to 4725 and encodes 1128 amino acids. The transcript has 2 exons. Gene Ontology annotation, molecular function: RNA polymerase II cis-regulatory region sequence-specific DNA binding; protein binding; DNA-binding transcription factor activity, RNA polymerase II-specific. NCBI's taxonomy places the organism in Eukaryota, Metazoa, Chordata, Actinopteri, Anguilliformes, Anguillidae. Gene Ontology annotation, biological process: regulation of transcription by RNA polymerase II. The record is from RefSeq and is a predicted model, not a curated record. Gene Ontology annotation, cellular component: nucleus.
UCUCUCUCCCCCCCUUUCUCUCUCUCACUCUCUCUCCCCCCCCCCCUUUCUCUCUCUCUCUCUCUCUCUCUCUCCCUCUCCCUGCAGCGCUCUGUCAGGCCUGGGUCAGUGAGGCAGGCCGCGGGAGGAAGAGCAGAGCGGCAGUCUGGUAGUCAGGGACGACGGGAGUGGGCAGGACCGUGGCUUCGUAGGCCUCGCUCGCUCGCUCUCUCUCUCUCUCUCUCUCUCUCUCGCUUACGCAACGUCUCGUUCGGCCCAGGCGGCGGUGACUCCUCUCUCCGUACGGGGGACACAAUGAAGUCCUGCUCUGAACGCUUCAGACGUCCCGAUCCAUUAUUCAGAUGCUCAGGUGUGGGGUUUCAGGCACGUCUGGCUAAACCUUCUUCUGAGUGAACUCCAGUCAGGGUCAGUGGAGACCCCGUGUGUUCGCAAGACGGACAUCUAAGCUAAAGCUAAGUUCACCUCAAGGUAAAAGAACAAGCUAAAGCUAAGCUGAGCCAGCACAAAUAAGGAGGAGCACUUUCAGGAAGGAAAUGAGUGUGAUCGCACAAUCAGUGUUAUGUGCAUGAACAGUGUUUUUUUUAUCAUAUGAUUUAAGGUCACACUUUUAGUAAAAUUUUAGAACAUUCAAAAAAAAAAAAAGGAUUUUUGCGCAUACUUGUACAGAUAACUUAGUCACAUUUCGCUGGUCACAUCUUAACCAAAGAAAUCUGUAGUGAAAUUAGUUUGUUAGCGCUAAUUUUGCUAAUGCUAAAGUUUUUAGUAAAUCUGGCUUUAGUGUUCAGAUUACAAGGGACAUGUUAGACCAGACAUUUUCACUCCUGAGUUCGGAAAGUCUAAUGGUGAAGAUCAGUGCUCACUGCUGCAGCUUCUCCUAUCGAUUUGGGUGAGUGUAGACAUGCACAUUCUCUGCUCGGAAGCACACGACGCAAGGUGUGGCCUUGGCUUCUCGUCACGCCACCGUUUGCCAGCGAGACACGCCCGUGGCAAGUCAGAGGAAGGUACUUUGGGUCAUUGACUGGCCUAUGCUAGAGGCGGCUGUACAUUGCCGUGUGGGGCUACUGGUAUGGCGCGGAUGAGACACCGGACUGUGGGGCCAAUUCAUACACUAGAGCAUUGCCUUAUCAAGAUAAACCACCCAGCAGUCACAAAUAUGCGAUUAGAAUGUUCUUAUCUGAACAUUCUAAUUCCGUUGUAAGAAUCACGGCUGGUAAGUGAAAACAAUGGAGAUCUAGGACACUGACUUGGAAUUUUGUAAAAAGCAAUAAGCAAUGCCUAAUUUGUUCAAGUGCAUUUAAUAAAGGGAAUCCUUGUUGCUAUUCUCCUUCCCCCCCACAGAUGGCGCUGUUGUGUCAGAGCUCUCCCAUGCUGGCGGACACCACGUACAGCGGCGUGCUCCUAGGGGCCCUCUGUGACCAGCGAGCAAAGGGCCUGUUCUGUGACGUCACAAUCGUGGUGGAGGACAUCAAGUUCCGAGCUCACAGGAACGUGCUGGCAGCCUCCAGCGGAUACUUCCGGAAUGCCCUCGCCAGCCCGGACGUGUGGACGUCCGGCCAGGUGCUGGAGCUGAUGGACCUGAGGUCCGAGGUCUUCGCCCGCAUCCUCAAUUUCAUCUACAGCUCCAAGGUGGCGCUCACCAGCGUCGAGGACGUCCGGGCUCUGGUGGCGGCCGGCAAGAGGCUGGGAAUCCCCUUUCUGGAGAGACUCUCGGUGUCCGAGACGCGAGCGGAACAAAGCGUCCCCCAGAACAGGACCCCCCUCUCCAACCGGACCCCGCUGGCCCCGGGAUCUCACAGAGCUCGGAGAAAAACGUCCGCCAGCCGACGGGGCCCCCGCAUCACCAACGCCUUCUCCAUCACCGACAUCGCCACCGGCGGCGAUCCCUUCACGCCCCUGGACCCGCGUGCGGACGGGCAGCGAUCUGUAGCCAGCAUCGCGGCCAGCUGCCCCGCCCCGGACUCCACUCCGUCCACGAGUGAGACCCUGCACACUCUGGCCGACCAUUCCUAUGCAGUGUGCUUGGGAGAAGGAGGAGGAGGAGGAGGAGGGACCGGCGCACUCUCGCUCGUGCCCUCGAACACGCCCGGGCACAAAGAGGGGUCUGCAAACACGCACUCGCCCGUGCCAACCACGUCUACGGGGCAGGUGAGCCAGGCAUGCAGCCCCCUGAAGAAGCGCCACAAGCUCUGGGGCAACCUGGAUGAACGCUCACCUGGCACACCUGGCACACCUACACAGACGCCAAGCGGCACCCACAGAGUUCCUGCCCUCACAUCUCCUUCUCCAGACUCCUCUUCCCCAAACCCAAAAAACACAAACACCCAGUGGACCCCUGCGUUAGACCUUCCCAAGACAGCCAAAACUCCCACGGCCAUGUCGGAGCAUUCUCCUGCACCCCUGCCCCUGAAGCCCGGCGAGGUAGCCCAGCACCGUGAGCCCGAGGUAGCCAGCACCCCCAUGCACAGGCGCAGAACCAGGCUCCUGGGCCUCCUGUCCUGCAGGUUCUGUCACAGGAAGUUCAUGCACUUGAAGAGGCUGCGCAACCACGAACAGGUGUGCACCAAGGGUCCAGACCGAAACGAUGGGGCGGAGGAAGAGGAGAAGGAUGCAGCGGUGAGAGGCCCCGCCUUCAUCAGUGGCCCCGCCUUCGCCGCACUCCCCCCCGGCCUGUCCGACCCCCCUGCAGCGGACCUGCCGGAGAUCGAGUGGGAGGUGGGGACAGGGGCGGGGCUGGGGGCGGGGCUGGGUUUGGGAAGCCGGGUGGGGCGGGGCCCCAGGAGGAUGUUUCCGUGCGGCGUGUGCAAGCGGGCGUACGCCACCGUCUCCAGCCUUCGGAGGCACGAGAACGUGCACUCCUGGCAGCGGGCGUACCCGUGCCACUACUGCAACAAGGUGUUCGCCCUGGCCGAGUACCGCACCAAGCACGAGGUCUGGCACACCGGCGAGCGCCGCUACCAGUGCAUCUUCUGCCUGGAGACCUUCAUGACCUACUACAUCCUGAAGAACCACCAGAAGUCCUACCACGGGAUCGACCCGCGGCUGUCCGUCAACAGGAAGUCGGCCAACGGCGGCUUCAAGUGCAGCGUCUACCCCAUCAAGCUGUACCGCCUCCUGCCCAUGAAGUUCCGGAAGAGGCGCUACAGGUCCUUCGGGCAGACCUUCUCCGAGGCUCCGGAAUUCGGGGGCCAAGCGUUUCCCGACCCCGUCGUCGGGAGCUGCGGCGGCUCCCCCUCGGCAGCGUUCGGAGAGGGCAAGGACGGGUCGCCCGUCUUCUCCGCGCCCCUGACCUUCAUGGCCACCCCGAAGAUGGUGGCGCCGGUUCAGCCUUCACGCGCGGAGGCGGAGGCGUGUUUGCGCCGGGGGGGGAUGUCCCCGCCCCCUUUGCUGUUCCACAGACAAGGCGAGUCUACAGACGGCCAUGGUUACACACUCCCCGAGCUCCAGCUGCAAACUGCCAGGACGUCAUCUCCAAUGAUCCAUGGCAAGGAGUUAGGCGACGGCCACCUGCCACCCGACAGCACGUCGGGAUCAGGCAAAGAUGCAGAACGUCGCUUAUCAAAUGCAGUGCGCCCACUAGAGGACGGACGCCGUAUUGCGGACGGUGGCAAAAUCGCGACUUACAUCGCCAAGCCGGCGUGUGCGGGCCCAUCGAGCGACGGCCAGGUGCCGCCGCUGUGCCAGAUCACCGUGAAGAUCGGCAACGAGGCCAUCGUCCGCCGCAGCAUCGCGGGGUCAAACCUCAUCCCCAGGAAGAGGAGGCGCCAUUCAACGCAGACACAGGUGGAGGGAGGCGGGGCGGGUGGAGCUGACCUUGUAGAGCGGGCUCUGAAGACACCGAGUCUUCUCCCGGGGACGAAGCAAACGAUGACCUCUUUGGGAGACGCAGAGCUGUGUGACGAUGGCGGCCUUUAUGAUGACUUGGACGAGCCGUGGCGGCCUUACUACUCGUACAAGUCGAAGAAGAAGGCGAAGAGGCUGAGGUCCAGAGACAGGAGGGGAGGCAGGCGAGCCAGACUAAGGAGGUCCACGGACAGGGAGUCAAGUCUCCAGGGGGAGGCCUACAGCCUGGAACAGAACUCGCCCUCGGCUGCAACAGACUUGCGGAUCGGGGUCCGGAAGGCGACACACAGCUGUGAGGACUGUCAGAGCACCUUCUCCUGCCUGUCCACGCUACGGAUGCACAUGGCCGACUGUCACCCCAAGGAACGGGUACACGCUUGCCGCUCAUGUGGGAAACAGCGCGCCCCGGAGGAGUUGCUGCAGGAUGACAGAGAGUUUACCUGCAGUGCAUGCGCAAGGGACGGCCCCCGCCCAGAGAACUCUGCUGGUGGCCCCGCCCAGGACCGCCGCUACCGCUGCUCCUUCUGCCCACAGCGAUUCCUCUACCUGGCCACUAGGAGGAGCCACGAGCGGAAGCACCAGGAGAAGCACGGGAAGGGCCAGGGUUGCCAAUACCUCCCCAAAAUUUCCUCCCAGGGCGUCCAUCAGAAGAGACACUCCAUAAAAACGGAGGAGGAGGAAGUGGAGGUGCAGCAGGUGGAGGUGACGGAGAGCAAACCGACGGCCGGGGAGGAGCCGAACGUGUGGGACGACGACUCCAAGCUCGGCGUUCCCGUCACGCUAAAACUGGAGGACCAGACGGAGGCGAGCGGCGGCGACCGCGACCAGGGGUCGACGAGGAGGCCAGACCCGGUCACGCUCGGGCCAGCUCAGGACAAGGCCUGAACGGACAAACCUCUGGAGAACAUUCCGGAACAUUGGAAAAAAAACCCAUCAUUCCACAGGGCAUGGGGCUUUUCCAGGGGGGGGUUCCAGCCGACAGUGGCGGAUGUGCCCGCCGACUGGUUGACUCUGUGAGGAAAUGGCUGUCGCGACACCACGGACGGUCCUCUGCGUUUAACCGCACGUCCAAUCCCCGGGGCUCUCUCAGGCCCGGGGUCCUGCAACACCCCCCCCCCCCCCCUGCCCCGGCGGGUGUCAGCAAGGAGGGGACAUGACUGGGAAACAUUUGACAAAACUAAAACGACGCUGUUGCGAUCCGUUAAGGGUACAAAAACUGAGGAAGCUGCUGGAGGUCCAGCAGGGAAAUGGAUGGGGUUUUUUUUUUUUUUUUUGAGUACUUAUGACCUCACAAUGGCGGUCUGUCUUUUUUCACCCGAGCUUGCUAACUGGCCUCCGUUAGACUGUUAGGCUGUUUGACUGUUCGAAUUUUUUGAAAACCUGUUCUUAAACAAACAACCACAAACAGAAUACCAAUGGAAGACAACUAUUUUUUUAACUCUGAGAAUUCAAUUGGUAGUUUCCUUUUUUUCACAUUUUCAGAGAUCAUUUUAUUUUUGUAAUCUUUUUUAGGAUUGGUAGGUUCCUCAGUAGACUCUCCGUUUUUGCAAACUAUGCACAUUAACGGCUUGCCAUUUCAGCGCACCCAGUUGUUGAUAUUGGUAAGAGCUUCAAUUCCCAUUCUGUGUCCCUUCAACAUGAUUGUUUCCCAGACGUUCUUGGAACCGUUCUUGUAAACAACUUUGCCAUUCGACUCUGCUAACUUGUCUUUAGCAAAUCUGACGAGAACCAAAUUUGUUAAUAGUGUCACCGCCAAGUUUUGUGUCUUAAUUUAAUUCGUCUUAGGGACCCUUUCCAGCCUAUAGCCAGGUUGCUGGAUGCUGUUAAUAAUAAAAAGAAAAAUAUUGCAACUGUCAAA